GGAGAGGAGUAGUGAUGCUUCGUUGCAGCGUUACCGUUUCCGACACCUUCUUUUUAUAACUGAAGUCUGUUCCCUCCACCCGACCUGUCAAAACCACGCCUACGAAGCCACACAAUUGGUCCGAAAGCGUCAAAGAGCCAAUCAACAGGGCCCUGGUUCUCGCAACAUGCAACACAUCCAUACACUCUGGAGCCUACGGGACACAGAAGCGCAGAGAAUUCCUUGGUGCUGAGAUCUCGCCUCUCCGCUUUCACCGGACCGUUCCUUUCUUCUCUUAUUCCUUUUUGGAAUGUGUGUGUGCGCGUGAAAGACAGAGAAAGAAAGCGUGUGCGUGUGAGUGUCGUAUGGAACAGGGAAAGAGACGAAUUGGUCUGUUCAAUCGAAACAUCUCAACACAUCUUUCUCACUACGGGACUGGAACCAGGGAGAGAUUAAACACAUUUUAAAGGAAUACCGACAUUUUUCAAGUAGCAGGAACGCCAACAACAGCAAGUUAAAUAACUGUGAUUCGCCUGGCCAGCUUUAUUAUUAGCGAAAAUGUUCUGACGAGACAACGUACAAACAGUAGACUCAGCAACGAUUCAAAAAUAUAUUUUACAGCAUCGCAAAAGAUAAACGGAUUUCUUAAUCUCCCAUGGCAACAAUUUGGUUGGAAUAAAAAUCCUUUAGACUAAAUUGUAAUUUGUUACCGGGAUGCACAUUCAGAGAUUGUGAAUCGUUUUUUUUUUUUUUGUUUUGUUGUUGUUGUUUUUUUUUUUUUUUUUUACUUGCUAACCUGAAAGAGAAAUGCACAUUUGAAUCAGACCGAGAAUCAACAUUUCUUCUGCAGUUUACGCGUAAAUAAAGUAAAACGGCAUACAACUGGAAAUCUUGUGUUUAAGUGGAUGAGCUUCCCGAUGAGAGAUCCAGUUAUUCCAGGAACAAGUAUGGCAUAUCAUCCAUUUUUACCUCACCGCGCUCCAGACUUUGCUAUGAGCGCAAUGCUGGGCCACCAGCCUCCCUUCUUCCCGACUCUUGCACUGCCUCCCAACGGCGCUCUUUCUCUCCCGGGUGCACUCGGGAAGCCCAUCAUGGAUCAGCUGGUAGGCGCCACGGAAACCAGUCUUCACUUUUCCACGUUAGGGCACCAGGCUGCUGCCGCAGCUGCCCACUUAAGGCCUCUGAAAACAUUGGAACCAGAAGAAGAAGUGGAAGAUGACCCUAAAGUUCACCUGGAAGCUAAGGACCUUUGGGAACAGUUCCACAAACGGGGCACUGAAAUGGUUAUCACAAAAUCUGGAAGGCGAAUGUUUCCACCAUUUAAAGUGAGGUGUACUGGCUUGGACAAGAAAGCCAAGUACAUUUUGCUGAUGGAUAUUGUCGCAGCCGACGACUGCAGAUAUAAAUUCCAUAACUCGCGCUGGAUGGUGGCAGGGAAGGCCGACCCUGAAAUGCCAAAGCGGAUGUACAUUCACCCGGACAGCCCGGCGACUGGCGAACAGUGGAUGUCAAAAGUCGUCAAUUUUCACAAACUAAAACUGACGAACAACAUCUCCGACAAGCAUGGAUUUAAUUGUUUCCUGUUGCAGACGAUUCUGAACUCGAUGCACAAAUAUCAGCCUCGAUUUCACAUCGUGCGAGCCAACGACAUCCUUAAACUUCCCUAUAGUACGUUCAGGACCUACGUCUUUCCCGAAACUGAAUUCAUUGCUGUAACUGCUUACCAAAAUGAUAAGAUUACACAGUUAAAAAUUGACAAUAAUCCAUUCGCAAAAGGUUUCCGUGACACCGGCAAUGGGAGAAGAGAAAAAAGGAAGCAAUUGGCACUGCAGUCUAUAAGGUCCUAUGAGGAGCAACAGAAAAAAGACGACGGAACGCCGGACGACUCUUUGGGAGAGCAGGGUUCCUUCAAGUGUUUUGGUCAAGUAUCAACAGUAGGAGCCCCAACAUUAAAAGAAGUCUGUGAAAGCGAUGAAGAUAGCGACGAGGAAAGAGAAGAUGGAAACCAACAGGACGUACAAGAGGCCAGCAAAAUUUCUACCACCACAGAAGACACGAAGGAGGAAGAGGCACGCACUGCCAAAGCGCACCUGUUCGCCAAUAGACAUACCACAAGCCGGGAAAGAGAGGACGCAACGAACACUGAGAAGAGUCCAGCGGAUUCAAGGCAGAGCCCUAUUACUAUCAUUUCCAGCACCACUCGCUCUUUGGGCGGGGAAGAACUGAAGAGUCCUGCGCAAGAUCUACCCAAAACUGAAGAAUGCAGGUCUAUGAGCAAGGAGAAUUACGCGCCCUUGACUGUUCAAACUGACAGCAGCGCUCACAUAAAUCAAGCUCAUUUGCAUAAUUUUGGAUUUCCACCCGGUUUAGCAGGACAGCAGUUUUUCAACCCUCUGGGUGGCGCUCAUCCUUUUCUCUUGCACCCAAGUCAGUUUAGCAUGGGAGGUGCUUUCUCCAACAUGGCGGCUGCAGGCAUGGGCCCUUUACUAGCAGCUGUAUCGUCUGGAGGCGUCAGUACCAUGGACACAGCCAGCAUUGCGUCCCCAACUCAAGGCCUCACGGGAACACAUGGGCUGCCGUUUCAUCUCCAGCAACAUGUUCUUGCGUCACAGGGCCUCGCAAUGUCUCCAUUUGGAAGUCUUUUCCCUUAUCCCUACACCUAUAUGGCAGCAGCCGCAGCCGCUUCCACGGCGGCCUCUUCGUCGGUCCACCGCCAUCCUUUUCUUAACGCAGUGCGCCCUCGACUCCGAUACAACCCUUACACUAUUCCGAUGAGUGUGCCGGACAGUAGUACAUUGCUCACCACAGGUCUACCCCCAAUGCCCGGCAGUACCAUCGAAAAAAACAACAUGGCAACAAGUCCCGUAUCGGCAAACCUGGACUCCACUUCUGAAGUCAACAGCCGGUCUUCGACCCUAUCAUCGGGCUCGGUCUCCCAUUCGCCAAAAACAUGUUCUCAGAAAGACUCCACCAACGAGCUACAAAGUAUUCAACGCCUGGUCAGUGGACUAGACUCGAAACAGGACAGGCCACGAAGCCUGUCUCCAUAGAAAGUGAUAAAUAAAAGAAUAAAAUAUCAAAUCAGCAUUAAUGCAAUUUAUAAUGGGCGUAAUUCUGAUGACGAUAAGGAUACGUUUCUGGCUAAUGAGAGUUUGGCUUACAGACCUACCAAACCUAUUAGUUUUAAUGCACUUUGUUGAAAGAUUUGAGGUGUAUAGUUCUCUUCUAUUACACUAGACAAAAACUUUGAAUUGUCCCGCUCUUUGAACCCCACAAGUAUUGAAAAUGAAACUGUUUGUAAGAAUUAGAGUCAUGAACUUGUUAAAUUGCUGCUACGUCCGAUCUCUAUUUUAUAUUUAGAGGUGCUGGGAGAAGACUAAUUAAUGAAUUAAAUAUGUAGGCUGAAUUGGUUGUUGUGGUUUUGAUACUUAACCCUGGUAUAUUUUGUCGGUAAUGUCUGAAAUUAAAGCCAGGGGAAAUUAAAUUGCCUUUGAAUAUAUGUUAUCACAACUGAAAAUGUCCUUAUCCUACUGCUUUUCAAUGUACAUUUGACUCAAACCAUCGUAUCUUUAUUGAAUUGGAAAAAAUCAGAGACGUUACAAAUGUUAUCCAGGACUAUAAAUAUAAAUAUCUAUAUAAAAAGUAUUUAUGUAAUUAUUUGAUAUUGCGUGUAAAUAUAUCGAUUAGAAGUCUCGAGGUUCUGUCAUUAAUUUAUUGUUUAUGUACAUAGCAGUGUAAACGAUAGUGAACUGUUUUGUUUUAGUCAUCCACAUCCAUAUGUCUCGUAUGGAGUUACCUGUGUCUAAAAUCUCCACCACUCCCGACGCCCCUCUUCCGGCCUGUAUAGUUCUUAUUGCAGACAACAUCAUGUGCCAUCGUAAUUUUUUUGUCUUGGUGUUUCAAGUGCUACUGUUGAAAUUAAGUGACAAUUCAGCGCACCAAUGGCUUGGAAUAUUGAUGAAGAUUUCUUUCUUUCAGCAUUUUCUUUAAUUGUGUGUUAUAAAGAAUGGAUUUAUGAAAUGCCAUACUGCAGCUUGGAAGUAAAAGUGCCGAAACCUAUUCAAAAUGAAGGUUUAUUUUGUGUUUCUAAAGUUUCAUUUGUGUUCUAAAGUUGUCCUCGGGUAUCUAGUAUUACAUAUUUUGCUCCUGUUUUAUUAACAACAUUAGACUUGUUUCUUGAAAGUUUAAAUAAAAUGUUGAAAUGCAAUGUGUCUUUAUCUG
Anguilla anguilla (European eel) is the source of this 4200-nucleotide messenger RNA. RefSeq names its product T-box transcription factor TBX3-like. Lineage: Eukaryota; Metazoa; Chordata; Actinopteri; Anguilliformes; Anguillidae. The record is from RefSeq and is a predicted model, not a curated record. Gene Ontology annotation, cellular component: nucleus. Gene Ontology annotation, molecular function: RNA polymerase II cis-regulatory region sequence-specific DNA binding; DNA-binding transcription factor activity, RNA polymerase II-specific. The transcript has 7 exons. Bases 885 to 3029 code for a protein of 714 amino acids. Gene Ontology annotation, biological process: central nervous system development; cardiac chamber development; regulation of transcription by RNA polymerase II.